Alternaria burnsii is the source of this 2175-nucleotide messenger RNA. RefSeq lists its product as uncharacterized. NCBI's taxonomy places the organism in Eukaryota, Fungi, Ascomycota, Dothideomycetes, Pleosporales, Pleosporaceae. Bases 1 to 2175 code for a protein of 724 amino acids. Gene Ontology annotation, molecular function: chloride channel activity. The transcript is spliced from 4 exons. Gene Ontology annotation, biological process: chloride transmembrane transport. The record is from RefSeq and is a predicted model, not a curated record. Gene Ontology annotation, cellular component: cortical endoplasmic reticulum.
AUGCAAAUCAAACCCUUGAAGAGAUCGGAUACGACACUCAGCGACGAUACUGAGCUUACCAACAUCACAUACAACGACAAGUAUGUUGUCGUGUAUGACUUUGGAAGCGUCGAUGUCGAUGUCGCCAUUGCGGAGUGCAAGACCUUGUUGCAUGAUCUAGAGGCUGCAGGCCUCAAUACUGAGGUGCGCCCGGGCUAUGAUCAAACAUUGCUGGUAUUUGUGCAAGCGCCUAGAGACCUGCUUGGCAAUACUGUUUACAAGUCCCGAGUCAAAGACUGGCUGUAUGCUAUCACCAAAAAUCAUCCUGGCGGUACUGCAAAGACUGUAGUCAGCGCAGCUUUCGAAGCCGAGGACCUGCUGUCAAUGUAUCACCUCGUCAACUGGCGCAAGGAGCUUGGAGGAGCAGGUAUCACUCCAGGAUUUCCUCCAUGGGAAAAUGUGACUUCCAUCUUCCCAUUACACAACCAAGGUGCGAACCGCGCAUUGCUGGCGCAUCUGAGCACACGUGUGUUUUUGGAACCGGCAGACCUAGAUCGUAUCCGUGAUCUUUGGGGCGCCAAAGUUGCGUUUUACUUCGCCUUCAUUCAGACUUACUUCCGUUCUUUGGCAUUUCCGUGUGCUGCUGGCGUUUUUGCUUGGGCAUUCCUACCAAAAUACUCUCUCCUCUUUGCACUGCUCAUUGGUGUCUGGUGCACAGUGUUCUUGGAGUAUUGGAAGAUUAAGCAAACCGACCUUGCUAUCCGAUGGAACACACGAGGAGUAGGUGAUCUCAAGGUGAACCGCCCACAAUUCCGUUACGAGCAAGAGAUUAUCGAUUCAGCCGGGAGGGUACGACAUGUAUUUCCGAGGUGGAAGAGGAUUGUGCGGCAGCUCGUCGUCGUACCAUUCGUCCUCAUUAGUGCUUUAUUCCUUGGAAUUCUUAUCGCUUUUGUCUUCACUAUUGAGACAUUUAUCGGCGAGGCAUACGAAGGUCCCUACAAGUUCUAUUUGGAAUACUUGCCUACUGUUCUUCUCGCCGUUUUCCUACCAUAUGCGACGAACUUCCUGGAAGACAUUGCUACUGCAUUGACAGAAUACGAGAACCAUCGAACAGCUGAUCAUUACGAGAUGUCGCUGACACAGAAGAUCUUUGUGCUCAACUCGAUCACAAAUUACUUGCCAAUACUUCUCACGGCAUUUGUCUACGUACCUUUCAGCGGAAAAGUUGUACCGUUAUUGCAGAACGUUAUCGAUGCGACACUAGGCGCGCAAAACAGGUCGAAGACAGUAUUCAAAGCUGAUCCUGACCGGUUGCGCAAUGAAGUCAUAGCACUCACCGUUACUGGACAGGUGUCAGGCGCAAUAGAGGAACUUGCACUGCCCUGGUUGAAGACGCAAUUAAAGCAAUGGUGGCGCGACCGACAAGCUAAAAGAGCGCAUAACCGGAGCAGCGACUCAUACGUAGGACCAAUGGAAGAAGAUCCUGCGGAGUCUCGUUUUCUGCGCCGCACAAGGAGGCAAGCGUUGAGGCCACCAUACAAUGUACAGGAAGACAUUGCAGAAAUGGUCAUCCAGUUUGGCUACCUUGCACUCUUUAGCCCCGUGUGGCCUCUGGUACCGAUUGGCUUUUUUAUCAACAACUGGAUCGAGUUACGGUCCGACUUUCUGAAGAUCUGCGUUGAACAUCAGCGUCCUCACGCGACACGUAGCGACGGCAUCGGACCAUGGGUAGCUAGUCUAGAGUCAUUGACAUGGCUGGGCAGUAUUAGCAGUGCUGCUAUCGUUCACAUGUUCGGUACCCAGCGAUUCCUUGGCGAGUAUCUUGGCUUAAGUACAUGGGCUAGUCUACCAGUCACCAUCCUUAUUUCGGAGCAUAUCUUUAUGGGUUUUAGAGCUGCUGUACGAUUCGCGUUAUCCAGGAUUGGCUCCGAGCAAACACGGAAGGAGAGAGCUGAACGGUAUGCGAGGAGAAAGAAGCACCUGGAUGAGCUUGAGGCAACCGCAGAGAAGAAGUCACAUCUUGAUGUGGCUGAGCGGGAGAGGCGAAAGAGUGUUCGCAUCAACGCAGCCGACAUCUUCUGGACCAAGCAGGCGGAUACGGGUGCAAGCGCGGACACCGGCGUUAGUAUCAUCAAGGCGUUGAAGACCGCGCAGCAGGAGAGCAUCCUCACUGGGCGAGAAAACAAGAUGGACUGA